Messenger RNA from Symbiodinium sp. CCMP2592, 1332 nucleotides. NCBI's taxonomy places the organism in Eukaryota, Dinophyceae, Suessiales, Symbiodiniaceae. The record is from the annotation of a GenBank genome assembly.
AUGGCGCUCCUCAGUGUCGCAAAGGCGAACUGCGAGGCCAACAGCGACAUUACUCAAAUGCUGAUUGGUGGCUACAACGAAUCUGCAGCCGUUCCAAACCCAGCGCCUGCCGCUGCCCGAGUUCCAGCACUGCCUUCCAGUGCAUGGCCUGCCCACUACAAGCCAAUCAGGAGAGUCAAGUUCACGAGCGUGGACGAGGUGCUAGAGCUUAUGAAGCCUCAAUCUGCUGCGGGUGUCCCGCUGAUCAUCGAGGGCUCCAGCAUCAUACAGGCUGAGAAGUGGGACGAUGUCUCCUAUGUCCAACAGCUGUGGAAAGAUCGCCAGGUGCUGGUCAAGAAGUCUCCCAAUUCUAAGUUUCGGUACUUUGACUUGAAGAAGAACUCUGGCAAGUUUACCUUCAAGCAGCCAGUGCGGGAGCUGCAGGACACCUUCACGACUUUCUUGGCGCAAGCUGACCGGAUACUUAGCGAAGGAUCUGCUGAGCGGAUGUACCUGCAAGAGACAUUGUCCGGUCAUUCAGAGAUGUCCGAGGAGUUUGCUACUUGGAAAUGGGAACUUCCUAUUCGGAUAAGCCACGCUUGCGGCUGGGGCCUGCCAGAUUCCAACGAGCUCUUCAUUGGAAUGCAGGGCGCCGAGACGCCACUUCAUUUUGACGAGCGGGAAAACUUGUUCUUCCAGGUCAGAGGGCUGAAGGAGAUCGUGGUGUUCCCGUUCGUAGAUUAUUCGAAGCUCUAUCCUUUCCCAACGACGCAUCCCUGUGAUCGGCAGUCAAUGGUAGGGAGCCCUCUAGAGGCGGACUUGGAUGCGUUCCCGAAGUUUAGACACGCCAGUGGACACUACGCCACGCUACAAGCUGGUGACCUAUUGUACCUGCCUUACGGUUGGUGGCAUUGGCUCCGCAAUCUAGACAACAUGGCAAUUUCGGUGUCGUUUUGGAGCACCACUCCAGCUACCGAUUUGUCCGGCGGUGUACCUUCCGAGUUCUCGGACCACAUGCUCACCCGCGUCAAGCGCAACCUGGAAAGCCUCGUGGCCCAGAAGUUUGGCCCCGAAAGCCUGAAUGAGACAAUGCUGAAGCUGCAGAGCAUCGUCCGCAACAAGCAGGACGAUCCGGUUCUGAAGUAUGUCCGUGAGCUUCUGGCAGCAGUGAAGAUCCCGCUGCCGAAGCAGGAUGACUUCCUGCUCGAGAUCAUCGAGGGCAGGUUCGGCAUAGACUGGAAUGAUUAUGUGUGUCCUGUUGGCAAGCAGACGCCUGCACUGCACCGGCCAUGCUCGCUUGUCGCCGCAGAACUGCUGACUGACAUGUUGUGCACCUGUCUUUGCCUCAGGUGA